Molecule: messenger RNA, 1314 nt
Organism: Poecilia reticulata (guppy)
Lineage: Eukaryota; Metazoa; Chordata; Actinopteri; Cyprinodontiformes; Poeciliidae
Source: RefSeq, a predicted model, not a curated record
AUGUUUGUUCCUGCUCCUCCAACCCAUGUUCCUGAUGGCCUGGAGGAUCAGUUUAUCUGUUUCCUGUUACCAGAUUCUGGGAUCAGAUUGACUGGAUCAACUUCCUGCUCUGGGAGAGUUGAGAUCAACCACAACGGCCAAUGGGGAACAGUGUGUGAUAACGGCUGGGAUCUAUCUGAUGCUCAUGUGGUCUGCAGACAGUUAUCCUGCGGUUCAGCAUUAAACGCCACUUCAUCAGCAGUUUUUGGUGAAGGAACCGGUCAAAUCUGGCUUGAUGAAGUGAACUGUACAGGAAAUGAAAGCUCUCUAGCCAACUGUCAGCAUCCAGGGUUUGGGACACACAACUGUAAACACAAUGAGGAUGCUGGUGUGGUCUGCUCAGGUCCGGUGAGGCUGGCAGGUCCUGGAUCAACUCGUUGUUCUGGAAGGGUUGAAGUCCUCUUUAGAAAUACCUGGGGAACGGUCUGUGAUGACAGCUGGGGCAUAGCUGAUGCUGAUGUGGUUUGUCAACAGCUGGGCUGUGGUACAGCACUCAAUGCAACGGGCUCUGCAUACUUUGGUCAAGGAGAUGGACCAAUCUGGCUUGAUGAUGUUCAGUGCUCAGGACAUGAAAGCUCUCUAACCAGCUGUGGAAGCAACGGUGAAGGGAAACACAACUGUGGUCAUGGUGAGGAUGCUGGUGUGAUCUGUUCAGACUCUGUUAUCAGAUUGACUGGAUCAACUUCCUGCUCUGGAAGAGUUGAAAUCAACCACAACGGCCAAUGGGGAACAGUCUGUGAUGAUAACUGGGGUCUAUCUGAUGCUCAGGUGGUCUGCAGACAGUUAUCCUGUGGCUCAGCAUUAAGUGCCACUUCAUCAGCUGCUUUUGGUCUAGGAACUGGUCAAAUCUGGCUUGAUGAUGUGAACUGUACAGGAAGUGAAAGCUCUCUAACUGAUUGCCGUUAUCGAGGGUUCGGUACACACAAGUGUAAACAGAACGAGGAYGCUGGUGUGGUCUGCUCAGCAAAUUUUCCACAGCCAAGGAUCUCUUUUAGCCCGGCUGCUGAGGUCACCUUGGGUCAACAAGUCARCAUCACUUGUUCUAAUGCAGCUGCACCUUUAAGUGGAACAUUUAUUCUUCAACAGACUUCAGGAUCAUUCAGAAUGAAUCAGUCAUCAGAUUCCAACUCUGCUUCCUUCAACAUCCCUAAAGUGACCAUCGAUCAUAAUGGAGCAUUUCAGUGUCAGUAUGAGAUGUCAAAACAAACAUUCUCCUUCCUCAGUAACUCUGUUAAUCUUAGAGGUAAGACUAAAUAAAUUGCAUACAAAGUGAAA